Kogia breviceps (pygmy sperm whale) is the source of this 1005-nucleotide messenger RNA. RefSeq names its product natriuretic peptide C (gene NPPC). Gene Ontology annotation, biological process: receptor guanylyl cyclase signaling pathway; cGMP biosynthetic process. Gene Ontology annotation, molecular function: hormone activity. The record is from RefSeq and is a predicted model, not a curated record. Gene Ontology annotation, cellular component: extracellular region. NCBI's taxonomy places the organism in Eukaryota, Metazoa, Chordata, Mammalia, Artiodactyla, Physeteridae.
GCUGCGCAGCACUGGGACCCGCACCCGCGUCGCAGCCCGGCCAGCCUGCUCCGCGCUCGCCUGCCCGUCUGCCCGCCGGCCCCGCGCACCCUUGCCGCCGCCGGUCUGCGCCCAGCCACCCCACGGGCACCAUGCACCUCUCCCAGCUGCUGGCCUGCGCCCUGCUGCUCGCGCUACUCUCGCUCCGGCCCUCCGAAGCCAAGCCCGGGGCGCCGCCGAAGGUCCCGCGCACCCCGCCAGGGGAGGAGGUGGCCGAGCCCCAGGCUGCGGGCGGAGGUCAGAGGAAGGGCGACAGGACUCCCGGGGGCAGCGGCGCCAAUGUCAAGGGCGACCGGUCGCGACUGCUCCGGGACCUGCGCGUGGACACCAAGUCUCGGGCGGCGUGGGCCCGUCUUCUGCAAGAGCACCCCAACGCGCGCAAAUACAAGGGAGGCAACAAGAAGGGUUUGUCCAAGGGCUGCUUCGGCCUCAAGCUGGACAGGAUCGGCUCCAUGAGCGGCCUGGGAUGUUAGUGCGGCGACCCCUGGCGGCGGAUUGGGAACUUACUGCGUUUUGCUGAGGUCAUCCUGGGUCAUCAGCCCUCCCAGCAUCUGGAAGCACCUCCAGCGCCAUGUGGCUUUUACAUUUCUUUUUUCUUUUUUUUUUCCUGGUACUGGGAAUACACAACACCAGCUGUUUUAUUAUUAUUUAGGGAGGGGGGGUAUGACUUUAUUGUUUGUUUUUUUUAAUGAAAAAUAAAAAGUUAUAUAUUAUAUAUAUUAUAUACACAAAACACACACACCUACACCAACGUGUUGACAAGGGACAGUUUUUAAGAGACUGACAAAACCAGCUGUAAAACAUUGCUGUUUGUAAAUUCAUGUCAUGCAUAAAUGUAUUUAUGUUGUAAAGCUAUUUAUAUUGUUUAUAAAGAGAUAUUUAUAAAAAUUUUAUUUAUGUAACUAAAUGAAAGAAGUCAAUCAUUGUAAUGUUUUUGUCUUAACCAGUUGAAAAAUGUAAAAAAAA